Molecule: messenger RNA, 1299 nt
Organism: Aspergillus welwitschiae
Lineage: Eukaryota; Fungi; Ascomycota; Eurotiomycetes; Eurotiales; Aspergillaceae
Product: putative general stress response protein Whi2
Exons: 6
Coding region: 255-1145 (296 amino acids)
Cellular component (GO): nucleus
Molecular function (GO): RNA binding
Source: RefSeq, a predicted model, not a curated record
CUCCGGCGACCGAAUUCAAUCGCGGGAAGGCUACUGUCUCCCCACCCGAAUCGGCCUCAGCUCCCGUCUCCGUUCCUCUUCCCCCCGACGAAGAGUCUCUCGAGCCGAGCCCUUCUUCAUCCUUAGUCGCUGAAACUAAGGCUUCUUUCUCCCAGGACCAGAAGCCGGAUUCGUCAGGAAAAUCUGCGGAAGAGGGAGAGCCUCCUCCGCCGUAUACUGAAGGAUCCAGUCCCAUCGAAUCGUUCACAUACGUGAUGGCUGCAGCAGGAGGCGCGUCGAGCAUCAUCACGCAGGUGCAGCAGACCGGCGGGCCGCCGAUCAAUACAUUAGGAGACAUCGGUGGGGAUGAACAUAUCACUCUUGAUCUCCGGGGAACCCGCUUUACCCUCUCCCGAGAUGAACUUCUGACUCUCCCCGAAUUUGUCCUUUUGUCACUUUUUCCAAACGGUCUACUUCCUGACGGGCACAUGGGUACCUUCCAUGAAGGCGACAUCUAUCCGGUCGACUACGAUCCGGCGUCUCUGCAAUACAUGUUAGACUUCUUCCGAUCGGUUGCUCAAUCUAUCCCGUCGUCCUCACCAUCUGCAUCGACCUCUCCGGACUUGGACGUUGCUCCCGACUCCAUGCAAGGAACUGCUAGAGAUAUGCUUCAGGACCGUGCUGGUAUCAUAGUGUUGCGCGAGGACCUCGAUUUCUACGCGAUACCUCCUCGCCCCGAUAUAGACCAGGCGGAGAUGAUCCAGGUCAAGCGCGCGGCUGCAAAAUCAUUGUUAAAACAAGACGGAAUAUUUUCUGGGCUGAGAAAGAGCGACGAAGCCGGUUCGACAGAGCAGCAUCUCAUAGAGAUGCUUACUGCAGGUGGGUUUGAUCGUGACGACCGGUGGGGCCAUCGAGCCCCAGAGCCCAACAAGGCGGUAAUAUGUAGCCUGGCUUUGGCCAAGCUGCGUACCGACAUUCGGGGUGACCUAUCGAAUAACAAUGCAGUUGGCAUGGCUCAGAAGCUCCUUCUAUUCUGGAGGAAACCAGCCAGGAGAUGCUGGUGGGAAGGAGUUGAGCUAGAUGAUGUGGAGGGAGUGGAAGGCAAAGUGAAAAUUUGGAUUCGUAGAGUAUGGACUCUAGAGAUGAGCGUAAUCGGGCUUCGAUAGCCUCCUCGCGGCGGUCAUAUCGUACCAAUGGACUUUCUUAGUCUCCGCCGUUAUCCUGCGAUUUCUUUCAUCCUCGUCGAUGCAUAUUAGAAUCGCUCUUUAGCAGCCCAUUUUUGUUUUUUCUUUUCUGCGUUGCCCAGUGCACAUUUGCGGA